AUGCCGUCGACCCCAGCCGGCGGGCGAUCGAGAUUGAACUCUAUUGAGGGAGGCUUCAUGGCCCUGAAUGAGCUUAUAGAAGCAGAGCCCAUGCCGGAGCUUCUGCCGCCGCCCGUCCAAGAGCCCGUUGAACGUGCCCUCACACCUUCCGACAUGGACUAUCGACCACUAGGCACGAUGAAAUUCGGAUCGUUGCGAAUCACGAACGGCGAGGCUAGCCCUCUUCCCAGCCCGGACCUCGAGCCGUCAAUCGAACACCAGGCGAUGGCGGAAAAGCUUGCGAACGAUGAUCUGAAGGGCGAGUUGGAGUAUGGUAACUACGAGGUUGAGAUUACUGUGUCGCCGGCACAGCGUGGUGCUACGCCCAAGGGACUCGGUCCGAUUGAGACGACUUUGCUGGGGGUGGAAUCACCCAGGUUACGAACAGACUCGCCGCUCAGCCCCGAGCUAAAGGUUGCAUCCAAGCACACAGCGAUGGAAGAUCAGCUGUUCGAGGACGAUGUGCAGGUUGAAUAUUCGGCCGAGAUUCUAACCGUCAGAAAUGACCCGAACGCGAAACCGUCUCUUGAGCAACUGCAAGCAGACCAGUCUCAGAAGCAAUACCAGGGUGUCGUCCGCGCUGACAGCGGAGUCGUCACCAGCCCAACGACGGAAUACCAGCCUAACAAGCCGCUGUCCAAGGCUGAUUCCGGCUACAGUUCGAAUGUCUCACUGAGGUCGUUCCAUGCCAAGCCAAAUGCGACCGGAAAAGAUCGACCGGCACGCGUAACCACGGAGCAAUUGGGCGACGAGAAAUCUGUCUCCAACUCAUCGCCCUUGUUUGCUGUUCCAGCAAUCAGCACCAUUAAUAUCGAUCAGGUUGCGAUUGAUGCAGCUGGCUCAGACUCUGCCUCUUCCACUCCUCCGCCUGUGCCACCCAAGAACGAUUCCAUGACUUUGCCAAACACUAACACGAUGACGAUCACCUCUCCGAGACACUUGCAAUUCUUCAACCUGGCUCGUCGGGACCGGAAAACGACUUUCGAUAUGGCCAAGGCCGCGGAAACCGGCCCCACAUCGCCGCAGCCCGCUGAAUCUAGCGCCGCCGAGUCCGAUAAGCCUUCAACUAUGACAAUUGGUAGUGGCUCUCAACGCGCAAGCAAGUUUCAGCGAUUCCUCACCGGCUCGGGUAUGCGAGGACCUCCGGCUGUUCAUGACACCCAUGCCGCCAACGAUGCCGUUCCUACUGUACCUCAGGAUGUCCAGACCAAGCUUGAGGAGCACUCUGGGCGGUUCCCAUUGUCCGCCAGGAGGUUGACUCUUCGGACCCGGGAAAGCAAGGACACCUUGAAGACGAUCUUCAGCGUCGGCAGUAUCGAAAUUGGGCAAUCCGAUGCACCAGACCUGGCGCCUAUUGACAGAAAGAUUGUCGUUAGGAAGCCAGUUCUCCAGGCGAGCGAGGCAUCUGAGGUACCGAAGACACCCAAGACUCCCAAGACUCCCCGUCGUCUGUCGUUCCAGAAUGUUGGCUCUACGAUCGGACAGGCUGCUGCCUCGGUGAUGCCGCGGCGCUCCAUUCAUCGGAAGCCUGUUCCAUCCGCCAGUGCUGAGAAGGCGAAGGAGGAAGAAACCAAGGCCGACGAGAUUCACAGCGGAUUUGAAUCCAGGAUCACUGCCAUUGGCAGUGUGAGCGACAGUGUUGGUAAGAGUUCUUUCGACCAAGCCUUCAUGGCUCUGCCUCAAUCGAGAGAGGCCGAAAGACCCCGCUCAGCUAGUCGCACCUUCACGAUGACAGCGCAGAUGGAGCGCAGUAUGGGAACGCACCUUCGCGCACAAGGCCAGAUGCCCUCGAUGAACGGUGAUGGCGGGCUUGCUCCUUCGCCCCGCAGCCAAACCUUCUCUGAGGCCGAUCUCAGAAGAAAGACGUCGCCUCCUGUCAGCUUGCACACUCGAAGCGGCAAGAGCCUUCGAAAGCCUGCGCCGCUGCGCCCGAAAUCAUCAUCAUCCAGUGAGGGGCAACAGAGACGGCAGAGUUUGUCCAGGCAAACCAGCCGCGAGGCGAUCUACAGUUACCCAGCAGCAUCCCCCGGAGGAAUUGACGAGACACUGGACGUCCCUCCCGUUCCGCCAAUGAGCCCUCGCAGAUACACAAUGCUUGAGCAGGAGUACGCGAUGCGCCGUCAGGCUUCAGAUGACAAGUGGCGUCCCAGCAAUCAAGCUGGUUUGCCCCCUCCCCGUCCCGCCAUGCGGAGCAUGUCUACCAUGUCCCGGGCACCUCCUCCUCGUCAACUCCGCCAUCGGGCAAGUUACGACGGUUACUCUCAGCAGUAUCGAGGACCAGUAGCGCGGGGGCCUCCUCCAAUGAGCCAAUCCGCCAGUCAAAGUGGCGCCUACUACCAGCAGCAGCUUCUGAACAUUGAACAGCAACACUGGGAGCAGGAAGAAGACAUUUCUCCUGACAAUGCGCAGCCCGGUCUACACAGAACCCGCAGCCGCAGUCGCAGUGUGCAUACAAGCGGCAACCCGCCCUAUAGAGUCCUGCACAGCUACAACUCUCCAGCCUACCGCAACGUACCCAUCUGGGGCUGA
This is a messenger RNA of Colletotrichum chrysophilum, 2568 nucleotides long. RefSeq lists its product as uncharacterized. The coding region runs from base 1 to 2568 and encodes 855 amino acids. The record is from RefSeq and is a predicted model, not a curated record. NCBI's taxonomy places the organism in Eukaryota, Fungi, Ascomycota, Sordariomycetes, Glomerellales, Glomerellaceae. The transcript has 2 exons.